AUGGCAUCCAGUGUUUUCCAGCCAAAUUGUAAUGGUAAGAGUGCAGUGGAACAACUUGAUCUUUGGAAGGUUUCUGCUGGCACACUUAGCGAUAUUCCCAGCACCUGCAUCAAGAUCGAUGAAUGCAAUAUAGCAGGCAGUCCUAAACCACGCACUAGCCCUUGUUACAGUUCUUACAAAGUGGGAUUUCAUGCUGACCACUUCGACAACACUCUGGUCAAUGACAUUGCAUGGAUAAUAUCAAGAUACUUUAAUCGAUCAUCCCAAUCCAUUGACACCCAAGUUUUUGAUCAACGAGUUCCAGUGUGGUCAGCAUACAACUCUCUUGUAAAUACACCAGAAUCUGGACAGGAAUCACCUAUCAUCCUUGACAAAGCAUAUGCUCUGCCUAUCAUUAAUGCCCCGGCUCAUGAAUGGUCCACCUUAGUCACCACGCUAAAUCAACUGUGUAUGGUCAACCGAUUAGUAUCAAAGAAUGAUGGAAAGCUGAUAGUCACAUUUGACAUGGAUCUCUACAAGCGGGUGUUGAAGUUGGAGUAUCUUGAUUCCAAAUACAAAGAUAAGUGGGUAGUGUAUCCAGGAGCAUUCCAUACAGCAGUUUGCGCUCUAAGGUGCCUUGGCAAAACAAUCGAAGGCAGCGGUAUCGACGAGGCAUGGGUAGAAGCAGAAGUGUACAGUGCUGUCACCGUGGACCAGAUUAUCAAUGGGAAUCACUACAGAAGGGCAUUGGAGGCUCACAAAGUCACACUCCAAGUGCUGUUCGACCUUUGGAUUGAAGCAUUCUUUUCAGAGCGACCUGCUGUACGAACAAGCCUAGAAGCCUGUAUUGAGCAAGUUUCCAAAGCAUGUGUGUUGAAGCAGGGCGUUCGUGCAGCUCACUUUUCACUGAUUGCCACACUCGAAUCUAUCAACAUCGACAAGCAACUAGCUGAGUUUGACGCCAGACAUGAGGCACAUCCCAUGUUUCAAUGGGCACGGAUGUACAUGCGCCAAGUCAUUGUUUUGCUUCAAUUCCAACGCGCUACGCACCAAGGAGAUUGGUUUCUUCUGUUCACCCGCCUUGGGCUAGAUCAUGCACAGGAACUCGUCAACAAAAAUCUGAAAGGCCAGGGCACCAUAAGUGGCAUUAUGCAGAAUCCGGCCACACUCCUGAAGUUCUGUAUGUGCGCUCCUGAACUUUCACGCAUUGUUGAAGAGACUGAGACAAUGGUUGGGAUGCCAAAGCAAAACGACACUGAACAUCACCGCCUGAAUCACACUACAGUGGUACGCCAAGAACAGGAUAUCGCAAAUCUGUCUUGUGUGCUUUCACCGUGUAACAUUUUCACUUCAGAAGAAACAAACUUGUUCAAACUCAUGACAAAGGAGAUUAUUCCGAAACUUAUCGAGGAAAGCAUUUUAAGCAUGGAAGCUUGUGGGUCAUCUGUGAUGAAGAAAUUUGUUGAAGAAAGAGUAAGCGGAGAAACCAAUCUAUGGGACAAAAUGACAAAGUCCAAGUCUCUAUCAUGGAAUUCCUCAGGCAAAGAGAUUAAACUUCAAGCCAAAUCAGAAGUCAUCACUCUUCGCGCAACCACGGGUCUUAUGUCCAGACUGCUCAUCAUUGCACGAUCAUCCCGCAAGGUUGACAUGGAAGAAGUCAUUGGAAACUACGAGUUUGCGACUACAAACCACACGUUGAUGAAGCUUGAUGGAUCUGUUCACCCAACCUUAAAUAAGAGUAGCAUUAUUGCAGUUCUGGAGGAUCUCCCAGCACAAGCUUCAACGAACAGCGAAACUGAAUCUCCUUCACAAGAGAACAACCAGAACACAACCAGUACGUGUCUCGUUGUCGACGGUAUGGCAGUUGUUCAGGAGAUAAUGGCAGUAAAGCCUUUAAAGAAUUGUAAGGAAUUAGCAGCUGCAUAUGUAACACUCAUAGAUGCCAAAGGUCACAACUACGAUAUUACUUGGGUUAUAUUUGACAACUACGUCGCCGAGGUUUCACUUAAAGCAGCGACACAAGAUCGACGCAGGGGAAGUAAAGCACCUGUAAAAGGAUAUGUCGUGGAAGACGCUACUAAAAUAAAAAAUGUUAAAUCAUUUCUUGGAAGCACUACUACGAAAGCAAAUCUUACACUCUUUUUAGCGAGGAAGUUAAUAGAUCACGCUGAAGUACACGUCAUUACAUCAACACAUCAGGGGGUUAUGUCAAACAGAGCUGGCAAUAUCACUCCUGGUGUUAGCACUCAAGAAGAAGCAGAUACGUUGAUGAUCUUACAUGUAGUGGAAGCAGCAAAAGCGGGGUCCAUUGUUCAUAUAUACAGUCAAGACACAGAUGUAUUGCUUCUUGCUUUGAGACGCGUUCCUCUUCUUGGUGAACAAGCAGCACUGUUGAUGGGCACAGGUGAUCGACGCUGUCUAGUGUUAUUGAAGCCGAUUUAUGAUUCACUUGGAGAACAGAAAGCAAAGGCGUUAUGCAAAUGGCAUGCCUUAACUGGCUGUGAUACGACAGGCUACAUUCGGGGAAAAUCAAAGAAAGCAUGUUUGGAAGCAUUUUUGAAGGAAAGACCCAGUAUUGUUUCGGCCAUUUCCUCUCUUGGAAUUGAAAGUGGGGUUAGUGGGCCAUCUGAAGACAUAAUCGAAGGCUGCAUAUCAUUUCUAUGUGGUCUUUUUCGUAAGAAAGGUAUUGAAGCCACAAACCCACACAGUCUUCGAUGGACCUUGUUCAAGCAACAGAGAAUUGACAAAGGUAUUGAGCUACUACCACCAACCUAUGGAGCGUGGAAAGAGCACAUUUUGCGAGCGCAUUGUCAGUGUGUGGUAUGGGAACAAGAUCUUAUUGCCUGUCCAACGACAAUAGACCCACUUAUGUUCGGCUGGAUAAAAGAAGAUGACCAUCUUGUUCCCCAGUUAUCCAAGAUUCCUCCAGUCCCAACAGCGGUUGUCGAAUUGGUGAGAUGUACCUAUGGUGCCAGUAAUCCGAGUGCAGUAAAUAAGUGCACUUCCGGGAGAUGUUCGUGCAAAUUAAACAGUCUUGUUUGCACAGAGCUGUGCAGAUGUGAAGCAGCCAUAGAUAUUUGCCAAAACAUAAACAGCGAUAUCUUAGAUACAACAGAUGAUCAAUGUAGUUAAUUUAUUUCAUUGCCUUUUUAAAUUUUCAUUGUGGUGGCCGGGGAAUACAAUUUUUGAAAUUUAAACAUUUGCAAACAAAGAUUAAAACCACAUAGCAAGGGCACAAACACAAAGAGAUUGAAGAG
Molecule: messenger RNA, 3236 nt
Organism: Paramuricea clavata
Lineage: Eukaryota; Metazoa; Cnidaria; Anthozoa; Malacalcyonacea; Plexauridae
Source: the annotation of a GenBank genome assembly